AAAGAUAACUGGCUGAGAUCCUGUAUGUUUGAAAAACAGCUCGUGGUUAAUAUGUAACGCUCAGAGCACACUUGCACUUUGUAUCACCAAAUAAUAGAAGGAGCUUUCAGACAUCAUCUUGCCCAAGCUGAAUGUUUGUGUACCCAAAUCUACUGAGACUCCAAACAAAGCGGUACACAAAAUGAAGAUUGGACUUAUAUUCAUUGUGGCUUACGUGUGCUUCCUCGCUCCUGUCCACCAAACACACCUUCCAAAUGCCACCAUCUCAGACCUGUCCUUCAAAAAUAUGGAUUUUGCCAUGAACCUUUACAGAAAAAUAUCUACCUUUCAUGACAAGAACAUCUUUUUCUCACCUAUGAGCAUCUCUACCAGCUUUGCUGCUCUCUUAAUGGCUUCUGAUGGUGUCACACACAAGGAAAUACUGAGGGCUCUCAACCUGGAGCAGCUGGAGCAGCCUGACCAGCCAGAAUUUCUCCCGAAACUCUUCCAGCUCCUCAAACAGAACAUCACACAGAACAGAUCACUGAAAUUGGAUCAAGGCAUGGCCCUCUUUAUGCACCCACAAUAUGAGGUGGAGAAGAUAUUUGAGGACCAAGUCAAGAAGUUUUUUGAUGCUGACAUCAAAAGUGUUGAAUUUGGCGACACAGAAGGAAGUAUUGGCUUCAUCAAUGAGUAUAUCAAGCUCAAGACUCACGAUAAAGUGAUGGAGAUGAUUUCGACCCUGGAUGCAAUGACCCGACUCAUGUUAAUCAACACAAUUUUCUUCCAGGGGGUUUGGCAGAUGCCUUUUAACCCCAAUUUCACUGAAAAUGCACCCUUCUACAUUGACAACUAUAGCAUUGUGCAAGUGCCAAUGAUGUUUCAAGAGGAUAAGUUCUACAUGAUGGAAGAUGUUGCUCUUGGUGCCAAAGUGCUGAAGCUGCCAUACCAGGAAGGAGUCUCCAUGCUUAUCCUGCUACCCAACAAAGGCAUUGACUACACUGUAAUUGAUGAUGAGAUCAAUGCUGAAAAAUUCCUCAGGUGGAUCAAAAAGCUGCAAAAAACCAAACUGGAAGUCAACAUGCCCAAAUUCAAGAUGGAGCAGUCGUACUCCCUGCACGAUCUUUUGCCAAAUAUGGGCAUGGCCAGCGUCUUCAGUAAUUCAGCCAAUUUGACGAAGCUGAGCAAGGAUGAGGGCCUCAAAGUAUCAGAGGUGUUGCACAAGGCUGUGAUUGAGGUGGAUGAGACCGGGACCACUGCAGCAGCUGCCACAACAAUUGGCAUUACUCCAUAUUCCUUACCCAAGACCUUCAUUGUCAACAGACCAUUCUUCUUCUUCAUAUAUCAUGAAGACACAAACUGUAUGCUGUUCAUGGGCAGGGUGAUUGACCCCACCAAAAACUAGCAGUCACGACUGUACUGUUUGAGCACUGAAGUGAUUGACAUUGUGUUUAGUCAGGCUUUUAAAGUGCUAUUUCGAAACUUUUUUUUUUUUUUUUAAUUUGGCCUAAAAUGCUUGUACUGGUCUGUACUGUAAGCCUGCCAAUGUGUGAACUCUGGUAAUAAAGAAAUGAUGAUAUACCUUU
Messenger RNA from Scatophagus argus, 1565 nucleotides. It is a transcript of the gene serpina10b, whose product is annotated as serpin peptidase inhibitor, clade A (alpha-1 antiproteinase, antitrypsin), member 10b. Gene Ontology annotation, molecular function: serine-type endopeptidase inhibitor activity. Gene Ontology annotation, biological process: negative regulation of endopeptidase activity; blood coagulation. The coding region runs from base 182 to 1384 and encodes 400 amino acids. NCBI's taxonomy places the organism in Eukaryota, Metazoa, Chordata, Actinopteri, Scatophagidae. The record is from RefSeq and is a predicted model, not a curated record. The transcript is spliced from 5 exons.